ACAGACGAAUGGGAAUUUAUAGAUCUACAAUUUUUUUCAAAUUGCAACCAAUGAUUAUGUUAACACCUGCGAACAACGGCCAUUUUCUACAUUUCCGUCAGUGGCCGUCGAUCAGAGGUUGGACCGUAAUUGCAAGUUUAUUAUUUUAUUUAAAUUAAUAAAGAAAAAUGAAUAAAUUAAAAUAAGCAUUAUUGAAUAAUUUAACAAAGAAAGUUAUAAUUCUAUUGUUUUUUAUGUUAAAUGAAUAUGGACAAAUGGAACACGCUGUUUCGAAGAUGCAUCUCUUACAUCCGAAAUAAUUUAAAUAUAAUUUUAGAUUAUUAUAGAAGUUUACAUAUAGGGCCCGAAAUUUUAUUUCAGGCAUUUCCACCUAGUCUAUGUGAAAUUAUGUUAAGAUAUGUUUCUUCUCAAAUGAAUCCACAAGUGCUCGGUUGUUUAUUCAGAAAAGGAAUCAAAAGUAUACGUCUCUCGUUUUAUAACCAUGACAUCCCUUUGGAAAAAUUUAUAGAAAUUUCUAAGGGUAUCACUUAUUUUAAUAUCGGUUUUGGGUCAAUGACCGAAGAAAAUCUUAAUAGAAUCAUCAGUCAUUUGUCAAAUAUUGUCGAAUUAGAUUUGCACGCAACAAAUCUGAAAGAUUCUGGUUUAGAAUGGAUUGGAAAAACUUGCAUUUCGUUAGAAAUUCUAGAUAUAUCGUUCUGUUCGGUAACAGAUUUGGGCAUCCGCUCUUUAUGCUGCGAUUGUAAGAACAAAAAUGAAAUUCGUUGCCAAAAUUUAAAAGUUUUAAGCGUGUAUCACACAGAAAUUACAGCCCGUGGGUUAUCGUUUCUCUUAGAAUAUGUGCCACUGUUGAAAAUCGAAGUGCAAAGACUCCUUCACAUGAACAUGAUAUGUCAUUUCGUGCAAAGAAAUUUCGGCAAACGAUUGCAAAUUAUAGAUUUAUGUCUUUCACCCGGUGAAGAGAAAAUCGACGUCACUCAGAUAUUGCUUUCUCUUCCUAAUUUAAAUUCUCUUUGUCUUUAUAAAGUUUCCAUCGACGAUGCCGAAUUAAUAAGCUUACCUCCUUUCGAAAAUCUUCGCCGUUUGUCCAUAAGUAUUAAAAAAUCUGACAGCAAGUUAACUUUCGAAGAAGGAAUUCUGACAUUUUUACAGAUAUCCGGGCAACGACUUAAAGUUUUACGUUUAAACAAUUUGAAAUAUGUUAAUAUAUAUCCGAUAGGACGGCUUUGCCAAAAUUUAUCAUCGUUUUCUCUCUAUUCCAUUCGCCAUCUUCAUUUUAGAAAUCAAGAAUCCAUUGAAUCGACCAAGCCAAUUUUCGGCAAUCUGGAAUUUAUGAAAAUCGAAAACAUGCGUGGAGAUCCUUGGGACGAUUGCCUUCCUACCAUAUUUUCUCAUUGUCCAAAGUUAAAUUGCCUUGUUAUAUCGUCUACGAGGAGCCUUAAUGAUGAUACCAUAGUUAAGAUCAUACCUUAUCUUUUGCGUUUGAAGUGGUUUAGUAUUUCCUACUGUCCGAAUAUUACAAGGAAUUCGAUAUAUCGCAUCAUCGAUGGGAUUCCUCAUCUUUAUUCGUUAUGGAUAUGGUCGAGACGUAAUUUGUUAACAGCAAGAGAUAAAGAAGAAAUUCAAAGUUACAUGUUUAGCAAUAACAUCUCCAUUAGUUUUAACUACUUUCAGGAUACAGAAGUGGACAUUUCUUCAGAAGACUACAGCGCGGAUUUAAGACUAGUUGGAUUCUCGUGA
Molecule: messenger RNA, 1737 nt
Organism: Centruroides sculpturatus (bark scorpion)
Lineage: Eukaryota; Metazoa; Arthropoda; Arachnida; Scorpiones; Buthidae
Exons: 3
Coding region: 241-1737 (498 amino acids)
Biological process (GO): SCF-dependent proteasomal ubiquitin-dependent protein catabolic process
Cellular component (GO): SCF ubiquitin ligase complex
Molecular function (GO): protein binding
Source: RefSeq, a predicted model, not a curated record